UCUCGGCCUUUUGGCUAAGAUCAAGUGUUAAACCGACGUUCAGCCGACAAGAACAACGCCCCGGCGCCGCGCGUUCCGUCGUGGUAGCCAGGGCUACAUCUAGCCAUCCAGCUCCUCCAGGAUGGCGUUCCGAGAACCCCCACCCAAGGCGCACUGCUUCACCUUCAACGCGCCAACGGGCAGCAGCGCCGAUGAAAUCAUCGACGCCAUCGAAGAAACCGUAGGGCCGGGAGGCCUUGAGACCCUCCAACACCAGGGAGGAGUAAAGUUCAUCGCAGCUGUCGCGUCCGCAGCAGCCGCCGUAAAACUAUCGUCCCGGGGCUCCUUCGUUCUGAACGGCGCCUCGGUCCCAGUCGCUCAAGUCGGACCACGAGUCCUCUACAUUUCUGCCUUCCGAGUUCCCCCGUACGUGGGAGACGCCACACUCGCAGCCGCCCUGUCUACGUAUGGAAAAGUUCUCGCAAUUCAAGAAUCGCAGUUCAAAGGAAGACCGACAGUCGGUACCGGCGUAAGGGUCAUUCGAAUGGAAAUGGCGAAGCCCGUACCAAACUUCCUGUCCGUUCAAGGCCACCGCAUCAUGUUUGACUACCGAGGAAUUCGCAAGGUGUGCUCAAGGUGUGGAGCAGAGGGCCACCUUGGGAAGACAUGUGAAACGCCACGUUGCGAACGCUGCGAAGUCUACGGUCACGAGACUGCCAAGUGCACGUCCCCGUGUCGCCGCUGUUCCGGGAACCACGUCACAGCGGAUUGUUUCCUGCCCAGGUCCUACGCUGCUGCAGCCGCAAGCGCCAACAUCCCCGCCAGUAUCGAAGACAACCACGGCCAGCCAGAUCAAGACGAAGUACAAACGCCGCUAGAAGGGCCACGCCACAGUGAACUCUCCGAAACCGCGUCUCGCUCUGAAUCUUCAGACAGCUCGGAAGACGAAGAUUUCCCACCGCUACCCUCUACUGAAAGGAGCACCACCGAAGUCAGCGCAUCAGAGACAGACUCCAGCAAGACGACCUCUCCUUCGGAGCACGAAACAGACGCAGCAGAUUCCGCAACGCGCGAAAGCGUUGCCGUCAACGAGCCCACCGACGAGCCGCGUCCUUCGGUUGACCGAAGACUCCACCCCCAGCCCGAACAGACGCCGUCACCUGGCACCGGACGUGAAACCGGACUCGCUCAAGCCAGGGGAUACCAAGUGCCUCGAACAACGGACGCAUCGUUGAUGAACCCAGUAAGUCAAGUAACCGACCUGCUUCUUAAGACAGAAGCAAUGGACACUGAUAAACCAGAUAUAAAGCGAACACGCGAAGCAGAAACGGACUCGAGCGGUUCGCAGAAAAAUGGUAGAUCUAAGAUUCCAAAAAAGCUGCGCGCAUCGGGUUCCGCCGUGGGCGGAACCCUUUAA
This is a messenger RNA of Dermacentor silvarum, 1396 nucleotides long. RefSeq lists its product as uncharacterized. The record is from RefSeq and is a predicted model, not a curated record. Bases 122 to 1396 code for a protein of 424 amino acids. Gene Ontology annotation, molecular function: nucleic acid binding; zinc ion binding. The transcript has a single exon. NCBI's taxonomy places the organism in Eukaryota, Metazoa, Arthropoda, Arachnida, Ixodida, Ixodidae.